CCAGGGGCUGCUGAUUCAGGGAGGGCAGGGGCAGAGCAGCCUGACCUCAGCAUCUGGGAGUGCAGCCUCUGCCCAUUGGCCCAGCGGGUGAUGAGCUGUGGGACAGCUUGUAUAAAAGCUGGGUCUGCACUGAGCUCUCCCAAGCACUGCUCUGGCCUCCUCCUCCUUGGGAACAGGAGCUCCAUCCCAUCAGCCCAAGAUGUCUUGCUACGACCUGUGCCCACCCAAAACCAGCGUGGCCGUGCCCCAGCCCAUCGCUGAGAGCUGCAACGAGCUGUGCGCGCGCCAGUGCCCCGACUCGACGGCCUAUCAGCCACCGCCCGUCGUCGUCACCUUCCCCGGCCCCAUCCUCAGCUCCUUCCCCCAGCAAGCCUGUGGUGGGCUCUCCGGAGCACCCGCCUUUGGGGGCUCCCUGGGGCUGGGGGGCCUCUACGGCGCCGGGGCCACUCAGGGCUCGGGGGGCCUCUGCACCUUUGACAGACCCUACACUUCAGCCUGCAGCCCCUGCCCCUUGCCCCGCUACAGCAGGAAGCUCUGGGACACCUGCGGGCCCUGCUAAACCCAAGCCCUGUCCACAGCCAGCAUCACCAGCAUCA
Coturnix japonica (Japanese quail) is the source of this 596-nucleotide messenger RNA. Its product is annotated as scale keratin-like. Gene Ontology annotation, cellular component: intermediate filament. Gene Ontology annotation, molecular function: structural constituent of cytoskeleton. Lineage: Eukaryota; Metazoa; Chordata; Aves; Galliformes; Phasianidae. The record is from RefSeq and is a predicted model, not a curated record.